This is a messenger RNA of Bubalus bubalis (water buffalo), 9209 nucleotides long. RefSeq names its product contactin associated protein 2 (gene CNTNAP2). NCBI's taxonomy places the organism in Eukaryota, Metazoa, Chordata, Mammalia, Artiodactyla, Bovidae. The coding region runs from base 234 to 4229 and encodes 1331 amino acids. The transcript has 24 exons. The record is from RefSeq and is a predicted model, not a curated record.
UUGGUUCGCAGAGCAAGAGGCGAGACAACACGCGCGGAGGGAAAAGGCAGGCUGCGAUCGCUCUGCUGCUCCGGACUGGAGCCCGGAGCGGGUGAGCGCAGAAGAAGGACGAAGGAGGGUCUUGGCUUUUUCCGUGGUGCCCGAGGACGGCCCAUCGCCCUCCGAGAGACUGACGGACGGACGGCGCCUCUCUGCAGCGAGCCUUUGGAGUACCGCGAGCCGGGAGGCGAAGGAUGCCCGGGGCUCGGGCAGCCCACUGCGGGGCAGCGCUGUGGCUCGGGCUGCUCGGUGGCAUCUUCUGCAGAGCCUGGACGGCUCCCGCCACGUCCCAAAAAUGUGAUGAGCCCCUUGUGUCUGGACUACACCAUGCAGCUUUCAGCAGCUCAUCCUCCAUGUCUGGGAGCUAUUCACCUGGCUAUGCCAAGAUCAACAAGCGAGGGGGUGCUGGGGGAUGGUCUCCAUCAGACAGUGACCAUUAUCAGUGGCUUCAGGUUAACUUUGGCAACCGGAAGCAGCUCAGUGCCAUAGCGACUCAAGGCAGAUACAGCAGCUCCGACUGGGUGACCCAAUAUCGCAUGCUGUACAGUGACACUGGGAGAAACUGGAAACCCUACCAUCAAGAUGGGAAUAUCUGGGCAUUUCCUGGGAACGUCAACUCUGAUAGUGUUGUCCGGCACGAUUUACAGCAUCCUGUCAUCGCCCGCUACGUCCGCUUUGUGCCUCUGGAUUGGAAUGGAGAAGGCCGCAUUGGGCUCAGGAUUGAGGUCUACGGCUGUUCUUACUGGGCUGAUGUUAUCAACUUCGAUGGCCAUGUUGUGUUACCAUAUAGAUUCAGAAACAAGAAGAUGAAAACGCUGAAAGAUGUCAUUGCCUUGAAAUUUAAAACUUCUGAAAGUGAAGGGGUAAUCUUACACGGGGAAGGACAGCAAGGGGAUUAUAUUACUUUGGAACUCAAAAAAGCCAAGCUGGUCUUCAGUUUAAACCUAGGAAGCAACCAGCUUGGCCCCAUAUACGGCCACACGUCCGUGAUGACAGGAAGCCUGCUGGAUGAUCACCACUGGCACUCUGUGGUCAUUGAGCGCCAGGGCCGGAGCAUCAACCUCACCCUGGACAGAAGCACACAGCACUUCCGCACCAAUGGGGAGUUCGACUACCUGGAUUUGGACUAUGAGAUAACCUUCGGAGGCAUACCUUUCUCUGGAAAACCAAGUUCCAGCAGUAGAAAGAACUUCAAAGGCUGCAUGGAAAGCAUCAACUACAACGGCAUCAACAUAACAGAUCUGGCGAGAAGGAAGAAACUGGAGCCCUCAAAUGUGGGAAAUUUGAGUUUCUCGUGUGUGGAGCCUUACACCGUACCUGUCUUUUUCAACGCUACCAGUUAUCUGGAGGUGCCCGGACGGCUUCACCAGGACCUGUUUUCGGUUAGCUUCCAGUUCAGGACUUGGAACCCCAAUGGUCUCCUGCUUUUCAGUCAUUUUGCAGAUAACUUGGGCAACGUGGAGAUUGACCUCACUGAGAGCAAAGUUGGUGUUCACAUCAACGUCACGCAGACCAAGAUGAACCAGAUAGACAUUUCGUCAGGUUCUGGGUUGAAUGAUGGCCAGUGGCAUGAGGUCCGUUUCCUAGCUAAGGAGAAUUUUGCUGUUCUCACUAUCGAUGGAGAUGAAGCCUCAGCAGUUCGAACUAACAGUCCUCUUCAAGUUAAAACUGGUGAAAAGUACUUUUUCGGAGGUUAUCUGAACCAGAUGAAUAACUCAAGUCACUCUGUCCUUCAGCCUUCAUUCCAAGGAUGCAUGCAGCUCAUUCAAGUGGAUGAUCAACUUGUAAAUUUAUCCGAAGUGGCGCAAAGGAGGCCUGGAAGUUUUGCGAAUGUCAGCAUUGACAUGUGUGCCAUCAUAGACAGAUGUGUGCCCAAUCACUGUGAGCAUGGUGGGAAGUGCUCUCAAACAUGGGACAGCUUCAAAUGCACUUGCGAUGAGACUGGAUACAGUGGGGCCACCUGCCACAACUCCAUCUAUGAGCCUUCCUGUGAAGCAUACAAACACCUGGGCCAGACCUCAAAUUACUACUGGAUAGAUCCUGAUGGCAGUGGACCACUGGGGCCUCUGAAAGUUUACUGCAACAUGACAGAGGACAAAGUAUGGACUAUCGUGUCUCACGAUUUGCAGAUGCAGACGACGGUGGUGGGCUACAACCCAGAAAAAUACUCGGUAACACAGCUCAUAUACAGCGCCUCCAUGGACCAGAUCAGCGCCAUCACCAGCAGCGCCGAGUACUGUGAGCAGUAUGUCUCCUAUUUCUGCAAGAUGUCAAGGUUGUUGAACACCCCAGAUGGAAGCCCUUACACCUGGUGGGUUGGCAAAGCCAACGAGAAGCACUACUACUGGGGAGGCUCUGGGCCUGGAAUCCAGAAAUGUGCCUGCGGCAUCGAGCGCAACUGCACGGACCCCAGAUACUUCUGCAACUGUGACGCGGAUUACAAGCAGUGGAGAAAGGAUGCUGGUUUCUUAUCCUACAAAGAUCACCUGCCAGUCAGCCAGGUGGUGGUUGGAGAUACCGACCGGCAAGGCUCAGAAGCCAAGCUGAGUGUGGGUCCCCUGCGCUGCCAAGGAGACAGGGAUUACUGGAAUGCGGCCUCUUUCCCAAACCCAUCAUCCUACCUGCAUUUCUCCACUUUCCAAGGAGAGACCAGUGCAGACAUCUCCUUCUACUUCAAAACGCUAAUCCCCCGCGGAGUGUUUCUUGAAAAUCUGGGGAACACGGAUUUCAUCAAACUCGAACUGAAAUCUGCCACAGAAGUGUCCUUUUCAUUUGACGUUGGAAAUGGGCCAGUGGAGAUGGUGGUGAGGUCGCCCACCCCACUCAACGAUGACCAGUGGCACCGGGUCACCGCGGAGAGGAACGUCAAGCAGGCCAGCCUGCAGGUGGACCGUCUGCCACAGCAGGUCCGCAAGGCCCCGACGGAAGGCCACACCCGCCUGGAGCUCUACAGCCAGCUGUUUGUGGGUGGUGCUGGAGGCCAGCAGGGCUUCCUGGGCUGUAUCCGCUCCCUAAGGAUGAAUGGGGUGACUCUGGACUUGGAAGAGAGAGCCAAGGUCACAUCUGGUUUCAAAUCCGGGUGCUCAGGGCACUGCACCAGCUACGGAGCGAACUGUGAGAAUGGAGGCAAGUGCAUAGAGAAGUACCAUGGCUAUUCCUGCGAUUGCUCCAACACAGCCUAUGAUGGAACAUUUUGCAACAAAGACGUGGGUGCGUUUUUUGAAGAGGGGAUGUGGCUGCGGUAUAACUUCCAGGCGCCUGCCAUCGGGACCCGGGAUUCGGGCAGCAGAUCGGAGAACUCUCCGGACCCGCAGAAUGGAGCCCCAGACCUGGCGGGCGAGGAGAUCCGCUUCAGCUUCAGCACCACCAAGGCGCCCUGCAUCCUCCUCUACGUCAGCUCCUUCACCACCGACUUCCUGGCGGCGCUCGUCAAACCCACCGGAAGCCUCCAGAUCCGGUACAACCUGGGUGGCACCCGGGAGCCCUAUAACAUUGACGUGGACCACCGGAGCAUGGCCAAUGGCCAGCCCCACAGCGUUAACAUCACCCGUCAUGAGAGGACCAUCACUCUCAAGCUGGAUCACUAUCCUUCCGUGAGUUACCACCUGCCAAGUUCAUCCGACACGCUCUUCAAUUCUCCCAAGGCGCUCUUCCUAGGAAAAGUCAUAGAAACAGGGAAGAUCGACCAAGAGAUCCACAAGUACAACACCCCGGGAUUCACCGGCUGCCUCUCCAGAGUCCAGUUCAACCAAAUCGCCCCUCUCAAGGCGGCCUUGAGGCAGACCAACGCCUCAGCUCACGUGCACAUCCAGGGAGAGCUGGUGGAAUCCAACUGCGGGGCCUCCCCGCUCACCCUGUCACCCAUGUCGUCUGCCACCGACCCCUGGCACUUGGACCACCUGGAUUCAGCCAGUGCUGAUUUUCCAUAUAACCCAGGACAAGGCCAGGCCAUAAGAAAUGGAGUCAACAGAAACUCGGCCAUCAUUGGAGGGGUCAUUGCCGUGGUCAUCUUCACCAUCCUCUGCACCUUGGUCUUCCUCAUUCGCUACAUGUUCCGUCACAAGGGCACCUACCACACCAACGAGGCGAAGGGCGCGGAGUCCGCCGAGAGCGCCGACGCCGCCAUCAUGAACAACGACCCCAACUUCACAGAGACCAUCGACGAGAGCAAGAAGGAAUGGCUCAUCUGAGGCGCGGCGCUUGGGCUCCGGGAAGUGGGGGGCGGGAGAGGGGGGAGCGUGACCAGGGAGGAGGGCAAGGGACGGAAGCACCCUACUUCAUAGCCCUGAGCACGCCCUGCAGAGAUCAGCACAAGCUGGGGAGGCAAGCGACCGCAAACUCCUGGAGACGGACGGCCACAAAAAAAAAAAAACACAACUUUUUGAUAUUUCUUUAUAGCUGAGUUUCCCCUUCUGUAUCAAAACAAAAUAAUACAAAAACUGCUUUUAGAGUUUAAGCAAUGGUCAACAUUUGUAGGUACUAUCUGUCGAAUAUUUUGUGUGUGUUUAGAGAGGUGUUCUGAAAACUCACAGGAACAGGGCCCGUUUUCUACAAUUUUCAGCGCCCUUAGUACGUGGAUAUUUUUCCUGGAGAAACGUUGAUGCACAUGUACACGGCCUCCCGCGUUUUCUUCUUUUUACAUAGAGUCAGCCUCUGAUGGGCUGUGGUAGUAACUAGUUAGUGUUCAUAAGAUAUUUCUUUGGUGUCCUGUGAAUUGGAAAAGGAAAGGAAGGGCCUGUGAUUUACCAGUUUUCAGAGAGACCUCAGUGUGUGCCGGUUCUCUGAGAGUUCCCACUGGAGGCAGAGGGGUGCGUUCCCUCCUGUGUGACAGAACCAUCAGGACAACCCAGAGACGCUUUCAGACCCAGGGGAAGCACUCCCCUACUGGAUCGCUGGUUUUACUUUGAAUCAGAUUCUACGCGAUUACACCGCUCCACAUCUGUAGUCUUAGACCUAUCCGGUGUCUGUAACUGUCAGCUACAAUACCUGGUGAUCAGCCAAGACAAAGGGUUUUCCCUCUGCUUUACCUACAAGAUACUAGGUUAGACUGUAAGUGUGUGUAAGCACCAUGGUGAGGAAUUAGAGCCAGAUGUUGAGAUGUGUUGGCUCUGUGUCUUCUAUAGUUGGUAGCAGGAGUGUGGACACUUCUUAGAGAAUGCUUAAGUUAGGUUGCUCUUCUUCUUUUGCUUUAUCUGGUCUUUAUGCGCCUGUGACAAGAUCCUUAGCAGACAGUGUCUCUGAAUGGACGGACCAAAAUAAAGCCAAGUUGUGAUUGCGAUUGUUAUUGCUAUUAUUCUGGAAUCAUGUGCAAAAUCCUGCCCUAUUCUAACUGAUCUACUCCAUGUAUUAUUCCAUCCUAAACAGACGCACGGCCGUGAUUCAGGGACUUUGUCUUUGGCAGAUACGUCUGAAGUUCAGGUUCAUCACAACCUGGGAACUGACCGUUGCUUCUCAGAGAAUGGACAUCUCUGGUCAGCCAGACCUCAGCUUAUUCAGGAGCCUUGAUCAACUAAUUCCAGCAAGGAACUAUUUAUUUAAAACUAAUUGACUGUUUCUGUAGACCAGUGGGACAACUCUCCUAUUGAAGCAUCCAAAAAAUAAUUUCAUGUAUUUAUUUUACAAGAAGAUUACACAAAAGUUAUUUCUAGAAUGACUUAACAUUUAUGAUCAUUACAGUUCGGGCUGUUAGAUUUGAUAAGGAUGUUAAAAUUUUCUUAGACUCCAACGUUUUGAGGCAUUAAAUAACACUUUUUUCUUUCUCCUCCUGGAAGGAGGUAAGAUGAGGUUAAAAUGGUACUGUUGGUCGGGUGGCCUACCUUGAGAAAAUGGAAAUUCUAGUUUGUUUGGGUGAUGUAUUCAAGACACUUCGGGAUAGCUAACUUAUUGGAGGAUCUCAGUUUCUUGAGUGAUGGAACGUGUUAUCUUCGCUGCACCUGGCACCAGUGCCUGGCACAUUCCCAAGGAGACAGUGGGCCAGUUAAGCCACAUUUAAGUCGAGGUCACAGAACAAAAGGGGAUUCUACUGCCCUUUUACAGUUGCUGGCCUCAGGCAUGAGCGUAACACCCUUUAUUUAAAAGUCUUGAUCAUUCUUCCCUAAAAUGCAUUUAACAUGAAAAGCAUUCAUUGUAACUAAAUAAUUAGAAAAACGUGACAUUUACAAGGACAUAUUGAAAACAAACAUUAUUAAUUUGACCAAGAUGACUCCCAUUAAGGAUUAUUUUCUAUAUUGUCAAAUUGAAAAAGCAAACUUUAAACUUUAUAUUUUAAAACGUUUCUGAUUUCUUAAAACCUAUUUGACAGGUAUCACUUUUACACUUGACAAAUAACACCAGAUGGAAAUUUGUUAUUUAUUGUACUUCCCAUGACAGUUUUAUUCUACAUACAUUAUCUGAGCACUUUCCCUUUCUUUCCAAAAUAUUAAGAAAACAAUCAAACGUAUCCCCUUCAACUAAAAUGUUCCUACCCUUUCUCUCCUCUGUCUUUUCUUUUUCCUGUCACAGAAAAGUGUAAAAUAAAACCUAAUACUUCUCCACAAAUUUUCGAACGUAGGGCACCCGGAUGCCUGCAGGGGUCAGUGUUUCUCCCAUCUCAGCAUCAUUUGAGAUGGUCUCUGCCCUGAAGGGGGUAGUAGCCCAGCCAGCGGACAGGACACAACACAGUGGAUAAGGAUUUAAGUAGUGAAGUAACGUACCAAAUGCGUGCUGGACGUCUCCAAUAUGGGACUGCAGUCUUCACCCAGAUCCCUGACUCUAUCUGCGAAGGCCACAUGUAGUACCUUCUAAAUGCUAAUUUUGUUUACGUGCACAAAAGGAUGCUGCCCUCUUCUUUCCAGCUCCCCAGGCAGCCAUGGCAUUACAACCCAAGUUCAGUGCCCAGCCUUGCUUAGUCAAUCAUAUCCGGCCAAAGCUGAUCCCAACAGCUCACCAGCAGAGCACUAAGAGGCUGGUGGUGGCUCUUUCAGUGAUAACCAGAACAAAACAAAGUUUCCUUUAAAUAAGAGGUUUUUUUAAAGUUUCAGGGGCAACUGAUGAUUGAUCCUGGCUUGUUCGUGCAGGAAACAUCUUCUGUGUACAAACCAAGCAUGUCUGUUUUGAGUUGCUAGGAUUGGAGACUUUGAAUGAAUGCAAAAUCAGUGCCAGUCUGAGCUCUCAGUGUAUUCCCUUGAGCUCAAGGAAGCUAGCUUGGGAGGUAAGAAGUUAUAUUCUUAAGCUCUUCUCUGGCCCUUAGCAUAAAAGACAACAUUUCCCCUUGUGGCUUUCAAGCAACUGCUCGGAAAAAAAAAAAAAAAAAGAGAGAGAGAGGACCUGUUGUGUGGAAGUUUUUGUUGAGUUGGAGACAAGAGUUUGAGAGUUUUUGUUGGAAAAUUGCCUGUUGCCCUGCACUUGAAAAGCAAGCAUCCUUUACUUACAGGAGCAGGAUUUCUGAGGCUCGGAAAAGAAAUUGGCGUGAGCCCAAAAGUAGAUUUCAUGUUGUUGUUGAACAUCUGUGGGGCAGCCACUAGAUGGCGCUGAGAGUUGGGCACAACGACACAAACCGUAGUAACUUCCAAAGGAAAAGCACAUGUCUCUGUUAGGAAUAUGCCGUGUCAGUGUGAAACUUUUACUUCUUUCUCCAUCUGUUGUUUUCUAUUCUUCCAUGUGUUCUUUUUCACUCUCUCCUUUCUCUUAUGCUGUAAACGUUUUCAUGGUCCCUUAACAUCUCACAUCUCCAAAUGAUCAGUACCUGAUUGGAAGCUGUUACUAUUUUUUUCCUCCUUUUCACCAUCCUGCCCAAGCAGUUUUCAAAGAGAAAGGCAACAGUUGUUAAACUGAAUUCCAAUGAGCCAGCCAAAAAUAGGUCAAAAUUGCUAGUCCCAAUAGAACCGCCGCAUGUGGAACAAUCAGUGUGUCCAACUGAUUUGGGCUGAAGACCAAUGGAUGCCAUUUUUAAAAUGAUGUUUUGGUGAGAGUGAUCCUGAGAGUCACUUGAUGGAGUGCAAGCCCUUUUCUCUGUCUGACAUGUUCUGUGACCUCAGCCAAGUGGCUGACCCUCUCUGUUUCUCUUUGCCUUGUAUGUAAGCUAGAGCUGUUUCUUAUCUGCUUCAUAACACAAUGGGGAGGUGCCAUGGAUCCUUGGCUGCAGAUACUUUGAAACCCAAACAUAAAGGCCAAGUCAGUGGACCUAUUGGAAGUCUUACUUUCCAGCUUGUGGUUAAGAAGCCAAGCAGUCAAGUCCAAGAGUGUGGAAACAUGAGGCAUUGUUGUACAACCAUUAGAUUCGGAGUCAGGGAGACUGCCAGGGAGCUUUUCUGUCAACAUCAGCAGGUGCAACACAGCCAAGGGCCAGAACUCCUGUGUAUAAAGCCCCAAGUUCCCACCUAGGUGUGAUGUGAUUUGCAGCUUACCAUGCCCCAGUGUGAUUGAAAUGGCUUAUAAAUAAGAAAACAUGAACAACUAAUGUGACUAUUUCACAUAGCCCAGUGGCUCUCUGCUUAAACUGCACACACCCUGCAUGAUAGAAACUUUAAAUUUAUUUCACAGCAGUAUUUUAUAUAUAUACACAACUGAUAUGUGCAGCUCACGGUCAAUGAAGUAGGGAAACCAUGUUGAAAAGUUGCUUACCCCCCAUGGAGCAAAGACUGGCUGAAGAUAAUGAAGAUACCUGGGCACAUGGAUAUUAAUACUCACCAGGCACUUGUGAGUUUAUUUUCCAGAUAAAAACAUGCUUUAAGAGCCUGUCUACUUAGAUGGGCUGCACCAUUUUCUGAGUCUCCGUUUAUUUACAGCAAUUGCUGGAUUUUGAGAUGGUUCUCAAAACACGGAGAUUCCUCCCAUCUUGUAGGCCAAGAAACAGUUCUCAAUGUCACUUAUUCUAAGUUUGUUUUGUCGGGUAUUUUGGGUUGGUUUUUUUUUUUUUUUUUUUUUUUUUUUUCGGUGAACAUGGUGAACUGCAGAGGUUGAAGUUGUGAAAAGGCUGGGCUAAUAUUCUCUCUGUAAAGUCAAUUAGGCUUUCUAUCCCUGUGAAAUAACCAGGAAAUUUCACUCUCUAAAAGCAACAGCAUGUAAACUAGAAUGGAAGAAGGAAAUUAUGUAUGUAUGCCUACUCUUCUUUGUGAAUGUCUUUCAUUUAACUAAAAUUAUAUUAGAAACCAGAUUAAUAAAUAAAAAAGUCCAAAAUAGUUUCAAUUAUC